AAUAAUUACAAAAAACAAAAUGGUUUCCCUCUAGUUGAAUGUGUUUACUAUGCAUUUUUAUGCAAAAGUUCCUGUGGGAAACUAACAAUCAAAGGGCAGCAAUGAAUGUGAAUCUAUCGCACUGGAGAUGUGGGGUGGGAUUGUCAAAUCGCUAGUUUAGCAAAUCCGGCUUUCUGCAUUAUGAGGGAGAUGGUAGGAGGCUGUUGUGUUUGUUCUGAUGAUAGAGGCUGGUCCGAAAAUCCACUUGUGUACUGCGAUGGGCAAUCUUGUACUGUAGCUGUUCAUCAAGCUUGUUAUGGUAUUGUAACUGUUCCUACUGGUCCUUGGUACUGUCGUAAAUGUGAAAGCCAGGAGAGGUCCGUAAAAGUGAAAUGCGAAUUGUGCCCUAGCAAAUAUGGAGCUCUCAAGAGGACGGACAAUUCUGGUUGGGCCCACGUGGUGUGUGCGUUGUAUAUCCCGGAGGUACGUUUCGGAAAUGUUACGACUAUGGAACCUAUUCAGCUGCAAUUGAUACCUGCAGAGCGAUUUAAUAAGGUGUGUUAUAUUUGUGAAGAGAAAGGCAAAGCGUCCAACUCUACCGUAGGGGCGUGCAUGCAGUGUAACAAAGCUGGCUGCAAGCAGCAGUUCCACGUUACCUGCGCUCAGGGUUUAGGGUUGCUUUGCGAGGAGGCGGGAAAUUACUUGGAUAACGUCAAGUAUUGUGGGUACUGCCAACACCAUUAUAGCAAAUUGAAAAAAGGAGGUAACGUAAAGACAAUACCUCCAUACAAACCCGUUUCAAACGAGUCCCACAAUUCGGAUUCCAACUCGGAAAAGGAAGCGGAAAGUGGUCUGUCUAAGAAUAAUACUUCUCCCCCAUCAGGCAGUUCCAGUAAGAAGAAGUCGUCGGUAGGGAGCAAAUCGGCUCCUUCCUCGAAAACUUCCUCCAAGUCAUCGAGCAGCUCUCAACAAAAAACCGUCCACAACCAUACCAAAAACUCUGACAAAAGUAAGGUCUCUAGUUCUAAAAGUGCCAAAAGUGAGGACAGUGUCGCUACAGACGCUAUUUUAGAAGGUAAACCCGAGAAAAAGGAGUCAAAAAGUGAACCCGUCGAGACGGAACAGGGUAAGGAUCCGAAGGAAGGGAAGGUUUCAAAGAAGCGCAAAGCUAAUUCAAGGACGCCUACUCCGGUUAGUGUAGUGACGAGUGAAGUUAGUGCCGUCGUGACCGCGAUUUCUACCAUAAGUACUUCUGCAUCUACCACAAGUGCCACUUCCGUCGUUAGUUCCGAGAAAAAGAACACUGCUGUUAUUAGUGAAAAUUCUUCAGACAAGCCUAAGAAGGCAAAGGUGGAAACUACACAGUCCAUAAUAACCAAUCAACCAGUGGUUGCCUUAACCUCCAUUUCGACUAUAAAGGACAGUUCUCCCGUCACGACGUUUGCGGAUAUAGCGGCCACAUCGGACGUUACCCAUUCGUCGUUGCCGACACAGUCAAUUAUUCAGACGGCUCAGACGCAGUCUCAGUCACUAGUCGUGUCUGUUCCUUUAGUAAAUACUAGCCUCAGUCCCCAUCCAUCCAUUAUUAAUCCACCAAUUCCUAGUGUGUUACCGGCCGGCCCAAUCACACCUGAAAGGAGUAAUAGUGUUGGGAGCGCCGAGAGGAGUACAUCUGUUAUAAGUACGGACAUAAUGACUGGUGGAAACAGUAAUCAAGGAAUACUGACAUCCGAAAUGAGUGGAGGCGGCUUGAAGAUUACUUACGAGAAACAGGUCGACUCCAUCAACACCGAAGUAGACAUGGAAUUAGAACUGGAACCCUCACCACCCGCAGCAAUAGAUGUGCCCGUUAAACGCGGAAGAUCUCAGUCUCAGUCAAACGAGAAAUCCGAACGUUCAAACCGCGGUAAGCGAAGAAACGGUUCGAAUUCAAUGGGCGCCACCAUGGGUAGUGGCUCCAGCAACACGUUACCCAAACGGACUAGUAGAUCUCGACACGUAACCCCGCCUCCUCCCAAUCCGCCCGGGGCUUUCGCCGCCAUAUCUCAGUCGCAGAUAAAGGACUCUCCUCCGAGCAGUCCCAGUUCCGAGAGCCAGAGCAUCCCCCCAAGUACCAGUAGGGGGCGCACAAAGGGCAGGAAGAGCGCGCCGGCUGCGGUUAAUGCUAAAGACAGCAAAGAUAUUAAAUUGUUCCAGAACGGGCUGACGGCUCCGCAUAUGCUGGGCAACCAGUUAAAUCCAAAUUCGAAUAUGCAUUCAAAAAUGACCGAUCAUUUGAAUUCGGAACUGGAGGCGCACAGCAUAUUCAAUCCCAAUGAAAACAAUUCUAAUUUGGUGGGGCCGCAGCUUCACCAUAGGGUGGUGCAGUCGGCAAGAGCGAGUAGUACAGGUUCUAGUACAACAUCAGGCGGUAGCGGUCUAUCGUCAAUGCUGGGUGGCGGCGGCGGUAACAUUCCUCAAACUCUAGACCAACUCUUAGAAAGACAGUGGGAGCAAGGCUCGCAGUUCUUGAUGGAGCAGGCUCAGCAUUUCGACAUCGCUUCAUUGCUGUCCUGUCUGCACCAGUUGAGAGCGGAGAAUUUGAGACUGGAAGAGCACGUGGCUUCCUUGCUGCAACGGAGGGAUCAUCUAUUAGCGGUUAACGCGAGAUUAGCGAUACCUCUCACCGGACAACCCGCUGCGCCUCAGUCCAAUCAUCCCCAUACUGUGAAUAACAUCCAUCCGUCGGUUGCCGCUAGUCAUGGAGACGUAGCAAGGUCGUCCAGGCAUUCUGGAAGCAACUCGGGAUACCCUAGUCACCCUCAGGGAUCUGCUCAACACCCGCCGGUUGAAAACGGCCUGCCGCCCGAGGCUUACCCCCAAAAUCCUCAUAGGAGUCCCGCGGGAAGUCAACCGAGUCCGACGGUGAGAUGGUAAUUCGGAGGGAUCGCCCAGAUAGGGACCCGGAUAUCCACCAUCACAAUUCAUCCAAACCUAGCUGAAAUAGCGUUCUGGAUCCCACCUUUAGCAUAACUAGACUUCUUGACUUGCAUUGACAAAUCAUCGAGAUAAGUUAAAUUUGUGUUCUACUUAGUUUAACAAACAAAAAAAAAUGAGUAAUCAGUAGAGAUGUGAGUGAUUGUAAAGCAAGUUUGACGUGUAUAGUUACGGAUAUUAAGAUUCUUGACGGAUUUGUAUUUAGAAAAUGCGAAUGUGAACGAUGCGCUUGAAGAUGAAAUCUAAAUAUUAGGGGUAGAUUGAAGGAGAAAAUGUAAUAUUGUCAUUUAUCGACAAUUUUUUUAGUGAAAACGUAAAUCUGGCAGAACUAAAUUACCAUUUUUAAGGAGUGUUACCAUAAAAAUGGGAAGUGGUGAUAUGAAAUGUAAAGUACGAAUGGUAAAAAAGCAAUAAUGGAAAAAUAAAAAAAGACAAGUAAAUAUAAAAAAUGAUCAGUAGUAUUUCUUACAUAUUCGACUAGUUUAAUUUGUUUGAUAAUUACAUAAGCAUUUGUAUGGUCUAUUGGUGUGAUAUUAUUAUACAAGGUGCCCCAGAAAUAAUUGCCAAAAUUUUAACCACAUGUCUACCAGAAGCAACAAAUUUUAUUUUAUAAAGUUUUUUGAAAGCACGUUUUUAUCCAGUAUUAAUUGUCCAUUAAAAUAACGCUGUCUAGCUGCCUAUGGAUAUAAAAAAUAAACAAUGUAUGCAAAUAUUUUAUGGGAUACUUCACUUCAAACUUUUCACCAAUCGUGAUAAUAAAUACUCAUGACACAGAGAUUGAGAGAUAUGAUAUUGUGCAUGUCCACAGACCACCUAGACUGGCUUAUAGAGCGACUUUGGUGAAAACACU
Molecule: messenger RNA, 3805 nt
Organism: Anoplophora glabripennis (Asian longhorned beetle)
Lineage: Eukaryota; Metazoa; Arthropoda; Insecta; Coleoptera; Cerambycidae
Gene: Alh
Product: protein AF-10
Exons: 14
Coding region: 181-2895 (904 amino acids)
Biological process (GO): regulation of transcription by RNA polymerase II
Cellular component (GO): nucleus
Molecular function (GO): nucleosome binding; histone binding
Source: RefSeq, a predicted model, not a curated record